Molecule: messenger RNA, 440 nt
Organism: Ooceraea biroi (clonal raider ant)
Lineage: Eukaryota; Metazoa; Arthropoda; Insecta; Hymenoptera; Formicidae
Product: anaphase-promoting complex subunit 13
Biological process (GO): protein K11-linked ubiquitination
Cellular component (GO): anaphase-promoting complex
Source: RefSeq, a predicted model, not a curated record
GCAAUUUUGUGCGUACUGUGUCGCCUUUAUAAGUGCUUUUUUUUUAUUGUGGACUAGGACCACAAAUUUUGUGAAUCUAAAACUCAAAUAUUGAUAAACUGCAAGUAUAAUAAAUCAGAAAGUGAUACAAAUUUCCGAAACAAGCCGAAGUUGACUCUCUUUUGCCAUGGAUAGUCAGGCGACAUGGACAGUCAGGUAUGUGGAGACGGUAGACUGAUCGAUUUGAUUGAUGAGGGGUGGCGUAAGGAACGUCUGCCGAUUGAUGACAUCUCAACGCCAGUAGCCGAAUUACCAGAUCCUGAGAGUGACAACGGUGAUUCCCAUAUGACACUGAAGGAGCUGGAGCAGAAGUGGAAUAAUCUGGCUCUUAGUUCUCUUAGUGACAAUCAUCUGCAUUCGCCAACGCCUCUGCACAAUUGAAUUAUUUUCAAUUCUCUAAA